Galdieria sulphuraria is the source of this 1661-nucleotide messenger RNA. RefSeq names its product leucine-rich repeat family protein. The transcript has 3 exons. Gene Ontology annotation, molecular function: protein binding. The coding region runs from base 35 to 1591 and encodes 518 amino acids. NCBI's taxonomy places the organism in Eukaryota, Rhodophyta, Bangiophyceae, Galdieriales, Galdieriaceae. The record is from RefSeq and is a predicted model, not a curated record.
UUAUGAAAACUUUUUAGCAUUUAUUGGAUUAACCAUGCGUCGUUCUGGAGCAGGUCGAGGUUUACGUGGCAGACCAGCUAGUCGAGGAAAAGGACGUGGAACUCCAUCUUUUGGUUCGAGAAAUGUAGAAAACAGAAAACAAGGACGUCCGAUAUCUAAAAUAGAUUUGUUUUUUCGUUAUAUAUUUGAAGAAGAUAUGAGAAACCUUCGAGAAGUACUUCAAACGGACAGCUUCUCUGCAAUCAGACCAUUCAACGAUCAAGGAAUUCCUCCUUUACACUUUGCUGUCUUAAACAAACGCAUAAAGAGUUUGAAAUGCUUAGUGGAACACAUCGACAGAGUUCAUUCUCAGACAGAUAUCGACUUUCAAGACGAUGAACACGGACAAACGCCUUUGAUGGUUGCCGCAGAAUUGGGUUGGGUAGAAGGAGCCAAGGUUCUUUUAGAAAAUGGUGCUGAUUUGACAGUAAAAGAUGAAGAAGGUCACACUGCUAGAGAAUAUGGAUUGCUCGCCGACUCUAAACAGGUCCUGCUAUUAUUUGAUGAGUGGAAGAAGAAGAACGACAUUCCGGAAGAAGUUGUUGAAGAAGAAGAAGUUAUAUUUGAGACAUCUACACAAAAGAACCGCAGAAGAAGGAAAGAAUUGGAGAAACAAGAGCGUUCGACUAUAGAACUAGCAACGACUACAGCUCCAGUGAAAUCUGGCGCCACAGAAACCGACAAGAAAAUCGUUUCCGAUAUUUUAAAUAAUAUAGAUGAGCGUACAAGACUGAGUUGCUUGGCUGAUUGGGAUGAAUUGAAGUUGGCUAUUCAUGAGUUGAGACGAGACUUGAAUAUAGAUCGUUCUGAUGCACAAGGGGAACAAGGCAGUUGUUCAGGUUUUGUCAUCGAUCCCACUCUGUGGAGUUAUGAUGUCUUACAGCGAUUGCAGUUACGAAUACCAAAUGGCUCAUUGACCAGUCUUCCUGAGGAUUUGGGAAAGUUAAGCAGUCUAAGUGCACUAAUUAUCAACGAUAAUAGUUUUCAAUAUCUCCCAGAGAGUAUUGGUCAGCUCCAUGCUUUGCGAGUGUUAGAAGUGGAAAAUAAUCGAUUGGAACAGUUGCCAGAAAGUAUUAGGCAAUGUAAAAAGUUGGAAGCAGUGAGAGUAUCUGGAAAUAAGUUGAGAAGCCUAAAGUCUCUAAGUGAAGCUACAGAUUUGGUCUCUUUGCAUUGCGAUCGCAAUCAGUUGGAACAAUUGGACUUGGAUUUUACUUGUAUGAGUCGACUUGCCAUUUUAUCUGCCACUUUCAACUGCAUCAAACAACUUCCUGAUAGUAUAGGCUGCUUGGAGAACUUGACCACUCUCCAAUUAUCUGGAAAUGAAAUACAAGUCUUGCCAAAUGGUAUGGGAGAUUUGAAAAAGCUACAAACCCUAAGUUUGGAUGAGAAUCCAAUCAGAGACAAGAAGAUAUUGAAGAUAUUAACCAAAGGAAAGAAACCGAUGAAAGAGUUUUUGCAAUAUGUGAAGAAACAGAGAGGAAGAAACAAAAAAUCAAAGAGUCAAGAGUCGGAUGAAGAGAGCGAAGCUGAAGAAGAAGAAGAAGAAGAUUGAAAGUUUUCUCUGAAACCAAACUUUGCUAUUCCGAAAUAAAGACUCCAGAGUCUGUUAAGAUAUUUGGUGU